Molecule: messenger RNA, 1478 nt
Organism: Caenorhabditis angaria
Lineage: Eukaryota; Metazoa; Nematoda; Chromadorea; Rhabditida; Rhabditidae
Source: the annotation of a GenBank genome assembly
AUGUCGGAUGAAGAUAAAUUGGAAGGUUCGAUUCGUAAUAUUUUGGAGCAAAAAACAUUGAAAUGGAUUUUUGUUGGAGGAAAAGGAGGAGUUGGAAAGACAACUUGCAGGUGAGGAUUAUUUGAUGAUUCCCUCGAAACUCUAAAAUUCCCAUUUUCAGUUGCUCUUUGGCUGCUCAAUUAUCAAAAGUUCGUGAACGUGUCCUUUUGAUUUCCACCGAUCCGGCUCACAAUAUCUCGGACGCAUUCGCUCAAAAAUUCACCAAACAACCGACUGCUGUCAACGGAUUUUCGAACUUGUUUGCAAUGGAAAUCGAUUCGAAUCCGGCUGGAGAUGGAUCGGAAUUUGGAGGAUUGGAAGAAAUGUUGCAAAAUGCGGCACAGAAUAAUGGAGGACAAGGAGCUGGUGGAGCAUUUGGAAUGGGAAAGGAUUUUUUGCAAAGUAUUGCGGGAGGUUUGUUGAAUUUUCAGAGGGGAGACUCAAAAUGGGAUCCAGGGACAGCUGAAAAUUUAUGUUGUUUUUUCCAAGAAAAUUUUCCUAAAUGUUGAUAAUUUUUCCAAAUUUUGGAUAUUUGACAAUGAAAUUGUUGAAAAAUACGAAACAAAUAAAUAGUGAUUUUAAUUUUCAAAAAAAAUUCCUCUCUUAACAAAAACCGUUACAACAUAAUUUUCAGGACUUCCUGGUAUCGAUGAAGCAAUGAGUUUCGCCGAAAUGAUGAAACUAAUCGAUACCCUCGAUUUCGAUGUUGUUGUCUUCGAUACAGCUCCAACUGGUCACACAUUACGACUCCUACAAUUCCCAUCACUUUUAGACAAAGCGUUCACCAAAAUCCUAUCGCUUCAAGGAAUGUUCGGACCAAUGUUGAAUCAAUUUUCGGGUUUAUUAGGAGGCGGUGCAAAUGGCGCAAAUUCGAUGGGUGACAUGAUGGAGAAAUUGCAAUCGACGCUGGAAGUUGUUAAGAAAAUGAAUGCGCAAUUCAAAAAUCCGGUUGGUUUGGGGCGAAAUAUUUUAUUUAGUUUUGAAUUUUGAAUUUUUUCAGGAUUUGACAACUUUUGUUUGCGUUUGUAUUGCUGAAUUUUUAUCAUUGUAUGAGACAGAAAGAUUGAUUCAAGAAUUGACAAAACAAGAAAUCGAUACACAUAAUAUUAUUGUUAAUCAAUUAUUAUAUCCGGAUAAGGUUGAUUUUUGGUCUUGAAAAAAAAAAUAUCCAAAAUUCAAUUUUUUCAGGAUGCUUCUGGAAAUGUUGUUUGUCGAAAAUGUAAAUCUCGUUCAGGAAUACAAGGAAAAUAUUUAGAAGAGGUAAUUUUCUUGUUUUUUUUUUCUUGAAAUUCAGAUUCAAAACAAUGUUUUUUCAGAUUGAUGAACUUUACGAAGAUUUCCAUGUCACAAAACUUCCACUGUUGGAGACCGAAGUUCGCGGAAGUGAAAAUAUUAUGAAAUUCAGUGAGAGACUUGUAAAUGCUUCGACUGAUGCAUAA